AUGAAAUAUUAUUGCAUUAUAUUAUUUUUUACAAUUUUAACAGUUUUACAUGGAUGUAAUGAUGUAGAUCCUGACUGUAAAGAUAAAUUAAAGUAUUGUAAUGAUUCUAAUUAUCAACCAUUAAUGAAAAAAUAUUGUGCUUUAACUUGUAAUUUGUGUCCAGUAAUAACUACACCAUCUCCAUAUGGUGUAUGUGUUAUGAAUGAAUGUCCAGUAGGUGCACAAUGUAUUCAAAAUCUUUGUAUACCAGAUACACAAUUAACAACUCCAUCUAGUAAUUGUGUAGAUUAUGCCAGUAAUUGUGAAACUAUAAAAACAUACUGUGAAGUACCAUCUUAUAUUCCAUUAAUGAAAGCAAAUUGUGCCAAAACUUGUGGAUAUUGUGGAUCAAGUAUGGCUACAACUGUUAAAACAACUACACAACCUUCAUCAGGACCAUGCAUUUCUGGUAUUUGUCCAGCUGGAAACACAUGUAUUAAUAGCUUAUGUUAUCCAAUACCAAAUUCAAAAUCUACACCCUCAACAUGUAUUGACUAUGCUACUAAUUGUCAAUCACUAAAAGAUUACUGUCGAAAUAGUGUAUAUCAUGAUAUUAUGAAAGAACAAUGUGCUAAAACAUGUGAUUAUUGUAGUUAA
Strongyloides ratti is the source of this 636-nucleotide messenger RNA. RefSeq names its product ShKT domain-containing protein. Bases 1 to 636 code for a protein of 211 amino acids. NCBI's taxonomy places the organism in Eukaryota, Metazoa, Nematoda, Chromadorea, Rhabditida, Strongyloididae. The transcript has a single exon. The record is from RefSeq and is a predicted model, not a curated record.